Molecule: messenger RNA, 12667 nt
Organism: Acanthaster planci (crown-of-thorns starfish)
Lineage: Eukaryota; Metazoa; Echinodermata; Asteroidea; Valvatida; Acanthasteridae
Gene: cspg4
Product: chondroitin sulfate proteoglycan 4
Biological process (GO): anatomical structure morphogenesis
Source: RefSeq, a predicted model, not a curated record
GUAGUAAACUCAUUGGCUUGACAAUGCCAUGUGAGCACGCUUACCCCGCACGUACAUGUAUCGCGUUUUCAAGUGUUGUACGCAUGGAGAUCUGAGGUAACAAGGCGACGCGAAUUUGCGAACGUGAGAUCGUGGUGGGAAGUGUCAGUUUUCUCUAAACAGUCGAGUCGAUUACAGAGAGCUUCCCGCUGUGAAUCCGUGGUCACUCAUGUGCAGUUUGUCUCAGACGAGGCCUCAACGGCCACCUUCCCAGAGAUGAGACCGUUCUGUCUUCUCGGAGGAGAGAGGCGGUGCUACCGGGGCGGCGACGCGAUGGCCGGUGUGGUGUUGGUAGCCGCGGUGGUGCAGUUGAUGCUUGCAACUUCCGGUGUUGUGGCAGUUUCAUUUUACGGCACCAGUCAUGUCUACCUGCCGCUCUCUGAGUCAUCAGCAAAAACUAGUAUCCACUUGGUCCUCAAGACUAGCCGGUCCAAGGGCCUUCUCCUCCUGGCCUCUGGCGACACUGACUACUGCAUCAUUCAGCUGAGGUCGGGGGUCAUUGAGGCCCGGGUGAACCUGGGUGAGGGAGAGCUUAUGGUGCGCUCUCUGCCCAAGGAGAAGCUGAAUGACCUGAACUGGCACAGCGUGAGUCUGGAGCUGGCUGGGGGUUGGUUGGAGCUGUACAUUGAUGGCGUGCUACACCGCGAGGAGCGGACCCUGGGCCGGGCCGAUACCCUCAACAUCCAGGACGGGAUCUAUGUGGGGGGCAUGGGUAUGCGGAAAGCCAGCUACUUGAAAUCGGCCGACCGCUUCUUCCGGGGGUGCAUCGAGAACAUCACCUACAAUGACAUCUUGGUGUUCAACGCCACUGCAGCCAACAAGAGGAGCAUUGUGAAUGACAUCACAUGGGAUUGUAGUGAGGAGUUUGAGGCAGCGGCAGACUCACCCAUCAGCUUUGUCAAAGAGACAGCAUUUGUCCUGUACCCACGAUGGCAAUUAGACACUCAAGGUUCAUUCGCCUGCUGGUUGAAGACAUCAUCCCCCCUGGGACUCCUCAUGUUCAGUAGUGGAUUGAAGACACAAUUUUUAUCAGCUGAGGUUGUGGAUGGCAGAAUACGUGUCCUGAUGGAUCGAGGGAAUGGCAUGGUGGACUUCACAUCUCAAGUCAUCAUAAAUGAUGCAAAUUGGCACUGGAUAAAGAUUGAUGUAGCGCCAGCCAAUCUGAGGAUCAGCAUCGACUACGAGCCAGAAAACAUGAUGCUUAGUGAUACCUCAAGUACACUGGAGUUGACAGGGAUGCUUCAUGUGGGUGGUGUCGUCCAUAAAGCCCGGUCUCAGGCUUUCAAGAGUGACCUCAAGUCAAUAACUCAUGCUAGCAGUGGCGGAUCAUUCCAGGGCUGCUUGAGAGAUAUUGAAGUCAACAAUGAACUGUUCACUCUCGGUGAUUCGCGUGUCACUCACGGCAUUAAGAUUGGCUGCGUGUACCAGUUUCCUUGCUCUAAAGAUCCUUGCUUGUGGACAGAAACGUGCACUGAUGCUGGACCAGAGAGCUUUGUCUGCCAGUGCCUCUCUGUGGAGUGUUUGGAGUCCAAAAUACCAUCCACAGAUCAACCUCUGUUAGAGACGAGCAUCCCCAGCAUAUCAGAGACAGAGCCAGUUUUCCCCAUCAGCAUGGAUACCGAAUUGCCUGAAGAGGCUUUCUCACUGAUGCCUCUCACAGUGGAAGAAGGAGGCCGCAGUGUCAUCUCUACAGAAAACAUUCACUUAAAUCUUAGAUUACGCUCCUACGGCCUCCGAGAAUCUCAGCUUCUGCUCUUGAUUGCAAAGCGUCCUCUGCACGGUCGCAUUGAGAACAGGGUUCUUCGACGGGAUGACGAUUCCAAUGUGUUUACAUUGCUGGACUUGAUGGGGAGUAAGAUCUUCUAUAUUCAUGAUGGCUCGGAAAACUUCUAUGAUGUAUUGACCAUCAAGGUAGAGAUCCUCGGAAGGAACAUUGAAAUUCCUGAAGUGCUUCAAGGUGUUGUGAACUUCACACUGGAGGUAAACAUUAUCCCAGUCAAUGAUGUUCCAAGUAUAUCUCUUGCUGAUGAUGCCACUCUACGAAUGAUAAAAGGCUCUGUCCAGCCAAUACACAGUUCCUUUCUUGAGGCCAUUGACCCUGACAGUGACCCCAGUGAGCUCCUCUUCACCAUAGUCAACCAGCAAGCGAAUGUUGGCUACUUCCAAACGAUCAGCAAUCCAGGAGAAAGUAUUGUCUCCUUCACACAGGAAGACAUCAACAAUGAACAAAUAUCCUACGUGCACACUGGACCCAAUACUAAGUCACGGAUUGUGAUCCGAAUCUUUGACGGUUUGGAGAAGAGCCCACUCUACUCAUUCAGAAUUGAGGUCAUUCCUUUGGAGUUGUCCAUCCUGAAUGUAACAGAGUUGAGGUUGAACCCAGGAUCUGUGAUUCAAAUCACCCCCACGGAGCUACAUGUCGCUACCAACGACCCAGAGGGUCAGUUUACAGUCAGCUACCGAUUAACUGACUCUCUGCGAUAUGGCAGAUUACAGCGAUUGGAACUGCACAACUUUGGGGCAGACAUCUCUGAGUUCACCCAGGCUGAUGUUGCUGAUGGGAUCAUCCAGUAUGCUGCCACUGUCACUGAUAAGCAGAGAAGCAUUUGGAAUGACAGAAUAAGUUUGUCGGCUUCAAGCGAGGACGUCAGCAUCGACAUCAGCCUCCCGGUGAAAAUUGUUGUGACAUCUGUGGAGGUGAUCACCAACACUGGCAUGAUUUUGAACGUAAUAAGACAGGGUGUCAUCACAUCAGAAAACCUUGCCGCUGAAGUGAGACUUCCCAUUACCUCUUUGUCACCCCUGACCUUUACAGUCAUCCGAUCUCCCAGUCGAGGUCAACUGGUCAAGCAGUCCAUGGGCCCAAUUCCAACUGGAGGAUUUUUCACACAGGAUGACAUCAUUGCUGGAAAGGUCGGCUAUGUCCUUGAUCCCUCUGAAGAGGAAGCACUGAAUGAUACAUUCCUUUUCCAAGUGUCAGUUGUAAAUGCACAGAGUUCCGUAGCGUCAUUUAGCAUUGCAUACAUACCAGAUGUCCGACACUUAGAAGUAACCAACAAUGGCUUGACUGUUUCUGAAGGAGGGACUGUCAUUGUCACAACAGAUGAAUUUUUUGUGACUGCAGAUAAUGUCACAAACUUUGUGUACACAAUCACAAAGCCUCCUGAGCAUGGAAGGCUAAUCUUGGCGGAGCCUAGUUCCUUAGAGGUCAGCACUGAUGAUGUCACAAUCUUCCUUAACUUUGACGUGAUGAAUAACUUACUUCGAUACAGGCACGAUGACUCAGAAACUGAGAGCGACAACUUUGAAUAUACAGCAUCUGCAUCAUUCACUGACCUGUCUGGGAGGAAACGGAGUCUCCACCAUGAAGGAGUCGUCAGUAUCAACAUCCUUCCAAAAAAUGAUCACGAGCCUGAGGUGGUUGUCAACCGCCUCUUCAAAGUUGUGAGGAAUGGGAAGACUCCACUCACAGACCAGAACCUUCUUGCUGCAGACGGGGAUGAAGACUUCAAUGAUGACAACCUUGAAUACCGUCGGCAAAACACUGAUGUUGGUGACCUGAUUUAUGCAGGGAAUGAAUCCACUGUCUAUGAGUUCACUCAGAGGGACUUGAAAGAUGGUUUAAUUGCAUUCAGGCAACGAGGGGAUGUCCUUACUGGCCGGAUGCUUUUCUUUGUGCUUGAUGAUGACCGCAGUCGCUACACCUCAGACUUCCUGGAUAUAGAGGCCUCUGAGCCAUUUGUAGGUAUACUGAAUAACUCGGGCCUGCGGAUUUCCCGUGGCUCAUCGGUUGUCCUUACCUCCUGCAACCUCAGUGCUGAAACAAACAUGGGUAUAAAGGACAAGAGGAUCGAGUUCCUGAUAACGUCCCAGCCCUCUCAUGGGCAGCUGCUCUACAGAGGAAGUCCUGCAGUGAUGUUUAAUCAGGAGGGCCUGGAUGCAGGAAGGGUUGUUUAUCACCACGACAACAGCACAGCCAUGAUGGACAGUUUCAAUUUCACAGUCCGUGCAAAGAGCAUGGCAGUAGAAGGAGUUUUCAAUAUCCGGAUAUACCUGACGAGCCACCAAGAGCCUCCUGAAGUGGAACAGCUGAAGCCCCUUGCUGUUGAGCAGGGACAGGCCGUUGUCAUUGAACGUUCCCAUCUGAGAGUCACCCAUCCCAACCAUCUGCCCAUCGAAAUUAUCUUCACUGUUACUCUCUUUCCUAAGUUUGGCAUGCUACAGCUAUCAAAUGAGUUCCUUCCACCUACCAGACGAGGACGGAGAGAAGCUGGAGAACAGUUGAAAACUUUCACCCAGCUGGAUGUCAACCGCAACCGCGUCCGGUAUGUCCAAACUGGACCUGGGAUGGGAUUGGACCAAUUUUCAUUUGAAGUGGACAAUGGAUUUGUCAAAGUGUCCAACCUCACAUUUAUUGUGGAGAUUGUACCGGCUGUAGUCCCCCUUACAGUGGCCGAUUUCUUCCUGCCUGAAGGGGGCUCCAAAGCCAUCACCAGUGACAUCAUCCAAAUUGCACACCCAUACUACCAAAAGCAGGACUUUGACUUUGCCAUUCAGGAGCAACCUGUUCAUGGCUUCCUGGAGACAACUCGCAAUGCUGGUGAACGCCUCAGGAGUUUCAGCACGCGUGACAUCACCAACGAAUUCAUAUAUUUUGUACAUGAUGGUAGUGAUACAGUAAACGACAGUUUCACCAUCAUCGCCAGUUCUUCAGACACUGGCAAAUCCAGCCAUCCAUAUACAAUUAACAUUACAGUCACCCCAGUAAAUGAUCAGAGACCAGAAGUGACUGCCAACGAAGGCCUGACCAUUUUCAUUGGGACACAGGCUAAAUUGACCACAGACAUCCUGAGUGCAGUGGACUUGGACACAGAUGACCAGAGCCUGACGUACAUCCUAACUACUCCAACAAAUGGCUACAUGAUCAAACUUCCUGAUAUGACCACACCAGUGCUGAGUUUCACGCAGUCUGAUCUGAACAAAGGAGAUAUCAUCUUUAUUCAGUCAGGUUUAAACACUGGCGGAUUUCGUUUCUCGGUCAGUGAUGGGGUCCAUUCCACCAAUCAGCAGAUCUUCAGCAUCACAGCUCGGCCCCUCUUGGUUUCUCUGGAGACCAACACCAGACUGUACGUAGCGCCCAGUUCCAUUGAACCAAUCACAGCAGAGCACCUGAAAGUUGUGACCAAUGAGGAGGAGCCUAAAUCAAACCUGAGCAGGCCAAUCACGUACGUCAUCACAGAGGCUCCCAAGCAUGGCAUCAUUGUUGAGAUCCUGGAUCGAGAUGAGAUUGACAGAGAGAUCCUAAGUUUUGCCCAGAUUUCAACAUUCACACAGGGACAGAUUGACAGAAACAUUGUUGCCUACAAGCAGAUAUUAGAUUCCCCUGUCACGGAAGACCAGUUCACAUUCAGUGUGACAUUACCACUCUCCCAGAAUCUGACUGACCAGAGCUUUGAAAUAUCCAUUGGGGUAAAAGAAGAAACAACAACACAGCCUACAACUCUUAGUCCAACCACAGUUAUGUCAACAACAGAACCAUCUCUUGUCCUGAACUUGGGUAUCGAGGUCCAAGAGGGAGGGACUAUUUCCAUUACAGACAAGCAACUGAACAUUGCAGCUCUGGUUGAGGAUUUUGGAGCCACCGAGUGGGUGUUUGAGUAUAACAUCGUCAGUUUGCCAAGCCAUGGAGUGCUGAAGAAAUCAAACCAAGAUAUCACUGCAUUUUCGACCUUCAGGCAGGACGACCUUGUUGGAGAUGGCAUUCAGUACAUCCAUGAUCACUCUGAGGAGAGACAGGAUUUGUUUAAUUUCACUGUCACUGCAACCACUGUUGGAAAUACCGAGCAGCUGGUGGCCUACUCUGGACAGUUCUUGAUAACCAUUGACCCUAUCAAUGAUCAGCCUCUCAGAGUCCUCACCCGAGCCUUGAGUAUGACCAUCAUCCAAGGCUCUCACAAAAGUCUGACAAUGGAAGUCCUAAAUACUGUAGAUGCAGACAAUCCCCCUGAUGAAAUCAGGUAUGAGCUUCUGAGCAACCCCUCAAAUGGCAAACUUGUCCUGACCUCAGACCAGAGCACUGUAAUUCAGGAGUUCACUCAGCAACAGAUUAAUGAUGGAGAAAUAACUUUUGUACAUGAUGGCGGUGCCGUGUCUGGAGGAUUUCUCUUCCGUCUCACCGAUGGAGCCCGUGUAAAAUCGAAUAAAAUAAAACAGUUCAGUAUCAUUGUGCAACCAGUGACACUAACCGUAACUGUCACAGGAAAUGUAACUCUAAAUCAAGGAAACUCUCUGGUUGUUGUCCCAUCCACAGUACUUAAUGUGACGACCAAUGGUGAUGCUGAUAAGAUCAGGUACAACAUAUCCACUUCGCCUGAGUAUGGAGAGAUUCUCGUCGACAGUGUCGCCAGUACUUCAUUCUCUCAAGCACAGCUGAAUGACGGAAGGGUGCAAUAUUCUCAGACCAACUUUUCCUCAAACAUGGACCUCAUAAAGCUCACAGUGUUUGAUGACUUUAACUUGCCAGAAGAUCUCAACCUGACUGUGGUUGUUAAACCGAUGGUAACCUUGACACUCAUGAACAUAACAACUGGCAAGUCACUUGCUCUGACCCCGGGGUAUCUCAAUGCAACUGAACUUGCAAGCAGUGUUGGCGGAGGGCUUGAAAUUGAAAUAAUGGAAUCACCCAAGAGAGGCCUCGUCCUCAACUCCACAUCCAGUCUUGCCAUUUCGGAAUUUCCAUACUCAGACAUUGUCAGUACGAGGGUGUUGUACAUUGCUGAUUUGCUGAAUCUGGGCGUGAAUGACUCCCUGGAUGACAGUUUUGUCUUUAUACUCCGUGGGAAGAUGGUCCAACCUGUGAUGCUCACCUUUCAAGUAAAGAUUGUACCCCCAAGACUUGUUUCCACCACCAGUGAUGCUCCUUUGACAACAGCUCCUCCUACACCAACACGUAGGAUCAACACCAUAAAUUUUGGCAUCAAUCAUGGUGACCAGAUAUUCCCUUUCACUGAAGAGGUGGCAACUACGGUAGUGCCUAGUGGAAACACCCCUAACGCCAAGUCAUUUCAGCCUUCUGGAUUCAAUCCAAUAUAUAUCAUCAUUCCUGUCAUUGCAAUUAUUAUCUGCAUCAUCCUCGUCUUGCUGGUCCUCAUCUGGAGGUCCCGCAACAAGGGAAAGAAACACAUGUCAGGCCGGGAGAGUCCAUAUCCGGAACCAGAUGUGGGUCCGUACCCAGGUGCUCAGGCUGGUCCCGGGCAGAGUGGUCUUAUGCCCACGGUGCAGGUUGUAGGUGCCUGCCCAGAUCACCACAGCACUGGUUCUCUGAAUGGAACACCCCCGGUCACUCUUAAUCGACCGUUACCCAUUCCGGGUUCCUUUGUUCCCCAGGUUACGGUGACUCCGCUUGGCAAACCCCCGUCACCCAGUUACACAUCAUUUGUAAGCUUGAACUCCAAUGGAACAGUACAUUCUGGUGGCUCAAGCCACAGUACUUCCAAUAAAUGGGAUGCUUACAAGCCAGAAGUGAUAGACCUCUGUCCAGCCCAGAAACCUGCACUUAAAAGGAGCCAGUACUGGGUAUAGCUUUACUUAGCUGUGUAGGUGGUACCUUUAAAUCAGCAGAUUGUGAAUCAUUGCACCUAUAGAAGACACCAUGCGCUUACAUCAAUGAAUCACCAUUUCUCUUGUGUUUACUGGCCGUUGGAAGUCCAUGCACAAAGCCUUGAAAUGCAAGACUCAAAACACGAAUCGUGAACAUUUCAGCAAAGAAAAGUCCUUGACGGCGUGUACCUGUCAAGUGAAAACCUCUGACAAACUGGCUUUAAAGGAAAUCAACAUUCUGUAAAUUAUGUGUAACAUCAGAAGAGAACAUAUUUUUGUGGGUAUUUGUAAUUAGAAAUUCGAAACCAGAAAUUAAGAACAAAAAUAUUCAGAACAGUUUUCUGCCCAAGGUACAUGUAUGUUUUACUUUGAUUGGAUUAGCAGGGAUCAUGUGUCAUAGCAACAAAUCCCACAAUCUCUCAUCAGACAUUAAUUAAGAGACAUAAGGACUCCUUGCAGACUCACAGAGGCAUGCCAUGUGCUUAUUUCUAACACACCUGAUGCACAGAUCGUUAGCUCUCUGCUUAUGUCCCUUGGUUCUGUGCAGCCUGCCAUCCUUGUUUCCGGGCCAUGUUUUAAUUGGACAUUAUGUAGCUGUGUGUUCAUCAUUGGCACAACACAGUGAAUGCUUGUAGCAAAAGCUGUAGAUAACAACUGCUUGCUUCAGACAUGACCCAACAUUGAAGAUGUUGGACCAAAGUGGUUUGUGGGAAUUGUACGAUAGAAGUGAAAACAAUCCACAGAGAAGUAUUUCAUCAUACACAUGUGUACAUGUAGGAACAGGUGUGUAUGCGGUAAGAUUAUGUGUUUCGUCCAGGUUUCAGGGAGGAGCCUUGUAGCACGUUUUGUGCUUCAGACACACUGUCUAUAAAAGAUGUUCUCCUGAAAAGCCUGCCAGCUGUGUUCUAACCAAAAGUGCAUUGCACCAAAUUUUGUUGACGUGCCGGCACAGUCAAUAGGUGUACCAUAGUAGUAAUUGCAUGUCAAAAUCUGUUGUAAGAUGCACUGUGGGUUACACAAAUUGCAUGUGGGUUUGGUGUUGAUGUAAUUAACAGUCGACAAACAUUUGUGAAGUGGGCUUAAAGAUACACAAUUUGAGUCAUCUCUUGUACAUGAAAGAAAUGUAUCAAUUUAGAGAUACAGUAGAAAAUAAUUUCACGUAGAAUAACAUUGGGGGGAUGUGAUACGCCUAAAUAGUUCUUAAAACAAUAUUUUUCUCGUGGGUUAAUAGCAAAGUUUGAGGAGUUACCGUGUAUAUUAACUUCAUCUUCACAUUUAAAGUGACACCAGAUAUUCUGUGAAUGUCAAAUAUCUGUACUGAGUUUUGUGGAAGUGAUGCAAGGUGGUGAUUUAAAAUAUACCCAUAGACUGAUCCAUUAAGCCCCACCCCAUUGUUCUCUGACCAAACUGUGAUUUUAUGUCCAACAAGCGUGCACUGAAGUCCAACAUGUGGGCACGUGCGCAUGAUGUACACAGCUGGAGCAUGUAGUGUGGCAUUGGAGAGUGGGCGGGGCUUACAUCUGUUAAAGUCCCUAUUUUCAGCGGAUACACUGAUUUGUUGCUUCUGUUACGUAAAGAAAUUAUUGUAAGAAAGUGUCAAAAGUGUCUUUUCAAAAUGUCACAAGUUGUUGGAGCCAUGUCUUUAUGUAAGUGGCGUUACACAAAGGUAUCAUAACUAGGGAAUCAUCACCUUCGUAAAUGCAACAUGUUAUUGCUACCUAUUUCUGAUUACAUGUCCUAAAACUGCUUAAUUGUUUUGGUGGUUGAUUUAAAAAAAAAAAUCAAGAUCUGCAGCAUGUUCACUCGGAAGGUUAAUGGUUUACUUUCCUAUUUUCCCCAUACAUAUUUUUACAUUCACUGAAUUGACCAAAUAUGCUUAAAAAGUGUCAGGGGUUGCUGAGGUAGUUUAUUUUAAUCAAAGUAUCAUCACUUUCAUUCCACAGAAAAAAGUACUAUUUAAAGAGAAACAGUUUUACUUCAUUAUGUAUUGAAUGAAGAAAUUAUUUUAUGGGUACAUACAUAGGUACUUCAGAUUUUUUUUACAACCAGGCUUUGUAUUGUUUUCGUACUGUUUAAUGGUUAUCAUGAAUAUGCAUAAUUUUUCAUGCCUUGAUUACCUCAUUGACUUUAUACGGUAUGAUUUUUUGAAAUUUAUCAUAGAUGUAUAUGCCACCUGUGGCUUUCCUUGAUAAGUUAUGUAAAGCUGCAAUGUUAAAGAGGAUGGAAUAGGACACUUUUCAAAAUCAAAUGUUGUGAAAUAAUAAUUUUUAAUGGAGGACCACUUUUUCAGUAAAAUUAUAGCUUAUAGGUUCGCCACAUGUACUGUACCUUGAGCCUUCGAGAGGCCUCGAUUACCAGGAAUGCACUGUCAUCCAGUAUGUUUGUGUUUAGAAUCUUUUCAAGUCAAAGCAAUUGCAGUCUCAAAGAGAUUGACUGAAACUUUUUACCCUUUUUUUUCCCGUUUCCAUCCAGUGAAGUUCUAACAACCAAAUUGGGAUACUUGAAUUUCAGUCUUGAAUUUCUUGUGAAAGCUUCCUUAGAAUAAAUUAAGGAAAGAAGAACAUGUCCGUUUACUUUUUAACCACCAACAUUUUAAGUGGCUUAUGCUGAUGUUUAAACUAUUAUUUGUUGUGAAAAGACUAUGUACUUGUAUAUACCGAAAGGUGCGUUGGCCUUUUGACCCUGAAAUCAGUUCUGUAACCCCCACACAGAAAGAACUAAGCCUUGACAACUGUCUCUCUUGAAGGCAAUUUUUAUCAUUUUUGUAAUGCUUUGUGGAAUAGUGGUUCCGGAAUUUGUUUGAAAAAACAUGCGUUUAUCAGUUUUAAUCUCAUAAAUAUUCAUGAUUACAAAUUUGGGGAUGUUUUUUGUCUAGCAUCGUCCUGAAGAGGAUCACAUUCAACCAAGUCACUCUGUGCAUGUCAGUCUGUUGUAUUAUUAAGAUAUUUAUUGUAUUUUUAACUAUUAUUAUUCACAUCUUAGUUUUAGUCACUGUCGAUUCUCUCUGUAUAAUGAAAAUUAAAGACAUUAUUUAGAGAAUAGAGCAAGUUCCUUGCUCUGUGUGUAGAGCUAGAAAUACCUUGGUUUGCUGAGAAGCACUGUAUUCAACUCAUUCAACAAUAUCACAUGUACCUAUCUUUAAACAACUGAAAUGUUAUUUAUGCUGUAAAUAUGAGAUGUAUCUUUGCUAGAACCUGUUUUUUUCUGUUAGUCUUUGUUUUUAAUAUUAAGGCCAGGAAGGUGGUUUAUGUAAAAUUUAUUGUGUACUUUUGGUGUGCUAUGGAACAAGUAUUCAUGACAGAAGUGCAAACGAUAAUGUGCUGUGGGGGAUUUAUUCAUCUUGGAUAAAGGGCAACUUCAAAGUCUGUGCCCAAAUUCUUGUAAGUAACCUGCUCUCCACAUUUUCCGAAAUUUACAUUUUAAUUAAACCGAAGUUGGGGUAGAUUAUGCUUUGUGUUUCAGUAAACCAUAGGCUGAAAGUUGUGUUUAGUCAUUUUGGGGUUUUUUGGGGUGUUUGUUGGGGUGUUUGUUUGUUUGUUUGUUGGGGUGUUGGGGGUGUUUGUUUGUUUGUUUGUUUGUUUUUGGCUGUUCAUGGAACUUUCUGUCAAGAUCUCUGUUUAAAUGUUGCUACAUGCUAAAUGUUUUUAGGGCCUGUCCUUAUGCCUGAAGUGGCUCCACCUGUUGUGGUAUUUCUGAGCUACCCCUCUGAUCUGAUUGGUCGAUGGAGUCGUGGUGUUGAUUAGAUUACGAAGCACCAUUUGCUUGUAACUGUUUAUUUGGGGUUUUUUUGGUUUGGUCUGCAUUGGUGCUGGUUUUGAUCUGUAAGAUACAAAACAACAGACCGUGCCUUUCAUAGAUCGGAAUUGUUGGUGCUUAUUUUGUGACAACUGUUUUUAUCUUGUAUUGUCUGUGAUUUGUAUUUAUUUUGACAGAUAUGCAAUACUGUCACAGACUUAGUUGCUUUUGUGGAAUAAUGAUACAGAAGUCUCAGUUCUUGUUACUAGGUUUUGUUAACUUUAACGGAAAAGUACCUUUUCGUUUUGUAAGAUAUUGAAAUUGAAGAUGUUUAUUUUUGUCUUUCUUUGUAUUGACUCUCUUGUACUUAUUUUGUACUUAAAAUCAAAAAACAUAAAUGUUUCGGUGAGAUGCUUAAAUGUUAAAUGUUACAUGUAGAUAACUCAGUUUGUUAUAAUUGUGCAUACAGUUCUUUUUUGGAGUGCAUGGUUUCACUAACACUACCCUGUUGCUUGUGCUGGAUCAGAAAUGGCUUAGUAUACAACUGUUUUGUGGCUUGUAGCAUGUUUAAGUGAACAGUAAGCUUCAAAGCAUCAACAUGGCUUCAAAACCUUGUGUCUAUUUCAAGAGUAUUUGCGUAAGCUUUAUUUGUUGUAUUUCAUGUUAUACUCUUUCAUGUGAAAUGGCUGCUGGCUGUACUCAUCAAAUUUCAGAGACAAGUAAGAAAUAUUGUAUUUGUGGCAGAUUUGGUGCAUUUUAUCCGUCUGAAAAGAUAUGUCACAGUAUCAGCUUUAAAACCCUAUGUACUUGUGAUAUAAAGCUUUCACACCCUGUUUAAACAAAUUGGGAACUUAUCCCUCUCGCAAGGCAACCGUAUUGAACAUUCGUAGAAAUAACCAUCAACUUUCCACCCACCUUUAAGAAUACAGCAAACUCUUGAAUCUACCAAACUUGUUGACCCAGUUGACAGAGAUUUAUUUCCUUGGUCCUGAAGAUUCGUUUCCAGUCAGAUGUCUUAACAGAACAGAAAGAUUGAAAACUUUAACUGGUUUAUUCAUAACCCUGCCUUUGAAAGGCCUUUUGUGGACAGAAAUUGCGUAAGGUUCAUAUCCAUUUUUGAUUGACAUUAAACCGAAAGAAGCAGAGGUAAUGUCUCUAUUUAGCUGUACCGAAUGAGAAGUCAUUGUGUAGAUUGCUAGAGUUUAGUAAAACUGUAAAUAAUAUGCAAAGAACAUUUCAAGCUUUUCUGUCACAGAGCAUCGGUGGCAUCUAAUAAAAAUAUUUAUCACUGAAA